Molecule: messenger RNA, 441 nt
Organism: Aspergillus alliaceus
Lineage: Eukaryota; Fungi; Ascomycota; Eurotiomycetes; Eurotiales; Aspergillaceae
Exons: 2
Coding region: 1-441 (146 amino acids)
Source: RefSeq, a predicted model, not a curated record
AUGUUGCUAGCUAUGCAAACCCACUUGUUAGAAGCUGUUCUAGUUGAAGAGUAUCCUGCUCUUGGCCUACUUUUGAUUUCACAAGCCAGCUCAUUGGAUAUGGGCAUUAGCACCUUGAUAUCACCUGCAGACUAUUUGGCUGAGAUCGGCCUAGGUGCUUAUGUGAGCCGUACCAACUGUUGUGAGACAGCGCAGUGCAACUGCGACCUUGGCAACCGGACGGUGAUUCACGUCCUGCUUGACUGCCCGCUGAAUCAGGACGAGCACAACCUGGUGAGAAACGCUCUUUACGACCAGGGAAUCGCUCUCCGUCGAGACGAGCUUCUGCCGCGGUCGGAUGCUCGCACAAUUGUGGCCGAGUUCAUUGUUAAAACCGGCCCCCUGGGCCAGUUCCAGGCAGUCGAUCCAACUACUUUAGGUGUGGAAGAAGGGGAUGAGUAA